Messenger RNA from Oreochromis niloticus (Nile tilapia), 4212 nucleotides. It is a transcript of the gene snx25, whose product is annotated as sorting nexin 25. Gene Ontology annotation, cellular component: endosome. Lineage: Eukaryota; Metazoa; Chordata; Actinopteri; Cichliformes; Cichlidae. The transcript has 22 exons. Gene Ontology annotation, molecular function: phosphatidylinositol binding. Bases 571 to 3501 code for a protein of 976 amino acids. The record is from RefSeq and is a predicted model, not a curated record.
GGUGGUUAACGCCGGCGCUGAUUGGCUAACACCCUUUCACGUUUAGAGAGAUUGUCAGUCAGCUGGAGCUCAAGUAAAACAACACAGUACUUGUUUUUAUCUUUCAGAGGCAUUUGAACUGGAGACAUUUUUUUUCUCACAGCGUUUAUGGUACUUUUAAUCCAUUACUAAACGCCCUGUGGAACAUUCUUUUACAGAGCGAAAAGCGGGAAUGUAGCGGUGUUAUCGUCCACCCCCAUUUUUAACGAUAGCGCCUGACGCCUUUUCCCAGGAGAAGCCCGGUGUCCUGUUUUGUUGUCUGGAGCGCCGUAUUGUGGCUGAGAAAGCUCUCGGGGAUCCGUGAUUGUUGCUGCCAGGCGGGCCGACGCUAGGAGCGUGGGGGAACAUAGCGGCGUGUGUCUGGUGAGGAGAUGUCAGAGCGGGGAUGCCUCUUUUUGGAGACAGUGUUGUAGGCGAGGGUAUACACGAGUGUACACAGUAUACCUCCCGCUGGGACUUGGCGUGCAGACCAGCGGAGCGACGUUUCAGCAUAACUAGCAGUGACACAUAUAUGGAUGGUGGGGUCGCAGUAUGCCCACCCCCUCGAGUACCACUACAUCACCGGCUGGAGGGAGAAGCAGUAUCGGGGGAGAGGAAGAGGGGCCCAUGUCCGCCGCUUCUACCUCCUCCAUCGGCUCAUCUUUCCGGUUCGUCCCAGCCUUCUGCCUGGGCGUGGUGGCAGCAGUAGUAUUUCAGCUGGCAUGGGGGGGCCUGUCUCUCACCUCGUUCUUCUUAAAGCUCUUCAUCUAUGUGUCAUUCGCCCUCCUGUGUUUCCUGGCUGGGAGCUUUGCCCUGCUGGUCAGGAAGAGUCCUCUCAAAGUCAGCUGCUUUAACCGGAGCAGGAGGCAGCCUUCUGAAUGGCUGGAGUUCUUCAACAAGCUCAUGGGUCGCUUCUUGGUGCCAGUUCAGGAGUCGAGCCAGAGCAGGAGAGUGGUGGUGUCGCACAAUGUGGACAAAGCCCUGAAGGAAGUGUUUGACUAUGCCUACAGAGACUAUAUCCUGUCCUGGUACAUUCCUUUGAGUCAUGAUGAAGGCCAGUUGUACUCCAUGCUGUCAGAGGACUGGUGGCAGAUGAUUGGGCAGUUGAGAUCCAGGCUUGCUGAGAUUGACCUCGUCAACGUAGUGUGUUAUGACAGCAUCCGGAUUCUACACACACACUUCACCGACCUCAAAGCUGCAUCUGCAAGACCAGAGGAAGUGGCUCGGCCGUUUCCUCUCCAUCCCUGUUUGGUCAGUCCGGAAUCGGAGCUGGCCUUCCUCCGCUGUGUAGCCAGAAUACUACUGCUGUGUUUGCUGCCACAAAAGGAUGCCAAGUCGCACACACUACGCUGCUGUCUCACUGAAGUCAUCACUACUAAAGUUCUGAAGCCGUUGGUAGAGGUACUCAGCGAUCCAGAUUCCAUAAACAGGAUGUUGUUGUCUCAGCUGGAAAAGAGGGAGCAGCAGGCUGAGCAGCAGAAGAAAGCCUACACCUACGCUGCCUCCUAUGAAGACUUUAUCAAACUGAUAUCAACGUCUACUGAUGUCAAUUUCCUCAAGCAACUCAGGUAUCAGAUCGUGGUAGAGAUUAUUCAUGCCACCACCAUCAGCAGCCUGCCUCAGCUCAAGAAGCAGAAAGAGAAAAAAGGUAAAGAGUCAGCAGCCAUGAAGGCCGACCUGCUGAGAGCCAGAGAUAUGAAAAGAUAUAUCAAUCAGCUGACUGUUGCUAAGAAACAAUGUGAAAAAAGGAUCCGCCUCCUUGGAGGGCCAAACUAUGAGAACAGUGAGGAAGGAGGGGCCGAUGACAACGAUGAGCCUCAAAGCCAGAAGAUUCUCCAGUUUGAUGACAUCCUGUGUAAUCCAAGUUACAGGGAUCAUUUCAGAGUUUACAUGGAGAGAGUAGAUAAGAGAGCUCUGAUAAGCUUCUGGGAACUGGUGGAAACACUGAAAACUGCCAACAAGAAUGAGGUGCCCCAAAUUGUUGGGGAAAUUUACCAAAAGUUCUUUGUGGAGAGCAGAGACAUUCCAGUGGAGAAGUUUCUUCUGAAAGAGAUCCAGCAGAGUUUGGUGGGGAACAGAGGAACACAAGUCUUUGUUAAACUACAAGAACAGGUUGCUGAGACAAUGAGAGAGCGUUACUAUCCCUCCUUCCUGGUGUCCGACCUCUACGAUAGGCUGAUCAGACGAGACGACCAUCACAGCCAAUCGCGGUGUAGCCCGGAGGAAAAGGGAGAAGGGUGCCAGGGUCUAGAUACAGGAGAGGAGGUGUGUGACGAGGGCAGUAAAGGAAUCAAUGAGCAGGCCAGCUAUGCUGCUACUAAACUACGCCAGCUCUAUGACAAACUGGAGUACAAGCGACAAGCCCUGGGCUCAAUCCAGAAUGCACCCAAACCAGACAAGAAGAUAGUAAGCAAACUAAAAGAAGAAAUAGGAGCCAUGGAAAAAGAACACAGCGAACUUCAGCAACACAUCACAAGGACCGACUGGUGGUGUGAAAACCUGGGGAACUGGAGGGCUACGAUAACUACAGCUGAGGCUGCAGAGGAAGGUGGUGAGACUGUAGCUUGUUACAGUGUGUGUGUUAGCCUGGUGGAAGGAGAAGAAACAGCCAACAGUCGCUGGAGCGUCCAGAGGAAACUCACUGAAUUCCAAAUGUUGCACCGCAAACUCACAGAGUGUUUUCCAUCACUGAAGAAGGUCCAGUUACCAUCACUCAGUAAGCUUCCCUUCAAAUCCAUUGACCAGAAGUUUUUGGACAAAAGCAAAACACAACUCAACGCCUUUCUCCAGCGUCUCCUAACAGAUGAGCGGUUGUGCCAGUCAGAGGCUCUCUAUGCUUUCCUCAGCCCGUCUCCAGAGCAUCUGAAGGUGAUGUCUAUUCAGAAGAAAUCCUCUUUCUCACUGGCCUCCUUCCUGGAGAGGUUACCUGGAGAUUUUUUCUCCCAUACUGAGGAGGAUGGCGAUGACGACAGUGACUUGUCAGACUACGAUGAAACAGACGGGCGGAAAGAUGCUCUGGCUGAACCCUGCUUCAUGCUCAUAGGAGAGAUCUUUGAACUCAGAGGAAUGUUUAAGUGGGUGAGGAAGACUUUAAUUGCACUAGUCCAGGUGACAUUUGGACGAACUAUCAACAAACAGAUCCGGGACACUGUAAACUGGAUCUUCUGUGAACAGAUGUUGGUGUGCUACAUCAGUGUGUUCAGGGACACCUUCUGGCCUGAUGGAAAGCUGGCGCCACAUAUCAAAGCCCGAACGGACUCUGAACGCACUGAGACCAAGGAGCGCGCUCAGCAGAAACUACUUGACAACAUCCCAGAUGCACUCACAAAUCUAGUUGGGCAGCAGAAUGCCCGCUACGGCAUCAUCAAGAUCUUCAGUGCUCUGCAGGAGGCCAAUGCCAAUAAGCAUCUUCUCUAUGUGUUGAUGGAAAUGUUACUAAAGGAGCUGUGUCCUGAGCUCAGGGCUGAGGUGGACAGUAUCUGAACACAUGCAUGAAAAUGAGGAUCGGCUGGUUCGUCUUUCAGGCCUUUCUGUAGCUGACCAAUCACAAACUGCCAAGCCAGACAGGGAGAGGGCCAUUUGGUUAAUCCUCAGACAGAAAGCAAGCUGCGUUGGUCAGAGCUGAGAUGCACGCAGACUCUGUUCAAAGAAAUUUGCUUUGAACCGGUGAAAAGCUGGCCUGACGCUCUCCUGACAAAGCUGCUGACAGAAGGGUGCAUCUCUAAACCUGCGUUUGGACGGGGAGAAACCACAGGGACUUCUUCCUAUCUAGACUGCAGUCUGACGAGACUGAUCACAGAAGAACAAAGUGUAUUUUUGACCUAAGUAACUCACAUCUGUGUUUUUCUUUUUUUUUCUUUUAAAAAUAAUUAUAAUUCUUUCAAUAGCACUGACAUUCAGCAUCUGUGCCAGAACAGACUGAAAUGAAAUGUUUUGCUCAAAUGUAAAUGAUGGUGGUUUGGUUGACAACUUCUUUGUUUCAUCUUUAAUUUUUAGAGCAGAUAAUCGACUGACUUGACUAAAGACGAGAAAAAAAAAAAAAAAAAGACAGCCGACAGUCAGACUCGCUGUUGCCCUCUAGAGGCGACCGCUGUGAGUCCCAGCCCACGGACCUCUGAACAUUCCUUCUACACACAACCUGAGCAACAACACUUGUGUUCUGUGAUUCUUGUAAUAAGGCUUAUAAUUGUGCAA